AUGUUGCGCCGUUCUUUGUCAUUACUCAACAAGAAGGCCCCACCCCCGUUCAGGUACGUCCCUCUGAUUCCGCAUGUUUCGCACGACGACACCAAGUUUCGCCUGUUGACAAAGGACUACGUUACGGUCGUGCAGCCCGACUGCGGUCUGCCUGAGAUUCUUAAGGUAGAUGUGGAGGGCCUGGCACUGCUUGCGUCGGAGGCCAUUGGCGAUGUGCAGCACCUCCUCCGUCCCUCGCACCUGAGUUGCCUGCGCAAGAUCUUUGAUGACCCAGAGGCCAGUGACAACGACCGUUUUGUGGCGUUGCAGCUGCUAAAAAAUGCGAACAUUGCGGCGGCUCGUGUCCUUCCCGGGUGCCAGGACACCGGCACGGCAAUUGUCGCCGGCUACAAGGGCGAGCAGGUCUUCACGAACGGCGACGACAGUGAGGCACUCAGCCGUGGCGUGCACAAGAUCUACACCACUACGGACCUGCGCUACAGUCAGAAUGUCCCGCUGAGCAUGUACGAUGAAAAGAACACGGGCUGCAACCUGCCGGCGCAGAUCGAUCUCUACGCAACGAAGGGACAGGAGUACAACUUCAUGUUUGUGGCGAAAGGUGGGGGCUCGGCGAACAAGGCGUACCUCUUCCAGGAGACGAAGUCUGUCCUGAACCCCAAGUCGAUCCGAAAAUUUCUGGAGGAGAAAAUAGCCACGAUCGGCACAGCGGCGUGCCCUCCGUACCACAUGGCACUCGUUGUCGGUGGUACCAGUGCGGAGCAGACGAUGAAGACAGUGAAGUACGCGUCCUGUAAGUACUACGACAACUUGCCGACGAAGCCAGACGAGUCGAAGGGGUACGCCUACCGUGACCUCGAGCUGGAGAAUAUCGUGAUGGACAUCUGCCGCAAUAUCGGUAUGGGUGCCCAAUUUGGCGGGAAGUACUUCGCCCAUGACGCACGUGUGAUUCGGCUGCCGCGGCACGGUGCGAGUUGCCCGAUUGGCCUCGGUGUGAGCUGCAGCGCCGACCGCCAGGCGCUGGCGAAGAUCAACAAGGAUGGAAUCUGGCUUGAGGAGCUUGAGAGGGAUCCGGCGAAGUACUUGCCGGAGGUCACAGAGGACCAGCUGCUCAAGACACCGCCGGUGAAGAUUGACCUCAACAUGCCGAUGGAGAAGAUACGCGCGGAGUUGUCGCGCCACCCCGUCAAGACGCGGCUGAGUCUCACUGGCACCAUCGUCGUCGCGCGCGACAUUGCUCACGCACGGAUGCGGGAGAUGCUGGAGGCGGGCAAGCCGCUGCCGGACUACAUUAAGAAUCACCCCGUCUACUACGCCGGGCCUGCCAAGAAGCCUGAGGGCCUGGCGUCCGGCUCCUUCGGUCCAACGACCGCCGGGCGCAUGGACCCCUUCGUGGAUCUCUUCCAGGAGAACGGCGGCUCUUUCGUGAUGCUCGCGAAGGGCAACCGCAGCCGGCAGGUGACACAGGCCUGCAAGAAGCACGGUGGCUUUUACCUUGGCAGCAUCGGCGGCCCCGCGGCGCUGCUGGCGAUGGAGUCGAUCCGCAAGGUGGAGGUGCUCGACAUGGCAGAACUCGGCAUGGAGGCGGUGUGGAAGAUCGAGGUGGAGGACUUCCCCGCCUUCAUCGUCGUCGAUGACAAGGGCAAUGACUUCUUCCAGCAGCUCAAGUAG
Trypanosoma grayi is the source of this 1668-nucleotide messenger RNA. Its product is annotated as fumarate hydratase. Gene Ontology annotation, molecular function: fumarate hydratase activity. The record is from RefSeq and is a predicted model, not a curated record. Lineage: Eukaryota; Euglenozoa; Kinetoplastea; Trypanosomatida; Trypanosomatidae. Gene Ontology annotation, biological process: generation of precursor metabolites and energy. Bases 1 to 1668 code for a protein of 555 amino acids. The transcript has a single exon.